Molecule: messenger RNA, 2085 nt
Organism: Symbiodinium sp. CCMP2592
Lineage: Eukaryota; Dinophyceae; Suessiales; Symbiodiniaceae
Source: the annotation of a GenBank genome assembly
AUGGAAGUCGACCAAGAAGAGCGAGAACCACCACAAGAGAUUGUGGAGCUAGAUGCAGAGACGUUUGUGUAUGAGGGCCACGAGUACAACACUACAAGCAGCCUGAAGAUUCUUCGAGACCUUUGUCGCGAGUUUGGUGUUGUUACAACUGGCAGCAAGAAGCAGAUCUUGAAGAGACUUUCUCCUGCAGCGCAUGAACGUGAAGCCGAACAUGGACUUUUAGCUAGCCAGAAGCAGUUCGAGCAAGAAGUUGCGCCACUGUUGCGCCCCCGCAGCGAGAAGCCAGACCAGCGAGAAGUGGAUCUUCACAGCCUCACACAUUUGAGGUUUGCACCGUGGUGUGAGUACUGUGUGUCAAUGAGAGCGAAGGAGAAUGCCCGCAAGAAGAGCGAACUUGUUCGAGCACCACAAGAAGAAGCAAGGAAAUCCGCCAUCGCCUCCGACUUCUGUUACACAGCAACUAGUACCUCAGAAGCACCGAGCAUGGUUGCACUCAUUGCAUGCGAUGCCUGGAGCAAGAGACAGAUUGUGGACGCCGGGUGUCUUCCUGGGAAAGACCGAGAGCAAGAUGGCAUCCACGUAGCAAGAAGUGCGCGGUCCCUUGGAGAGACCUACAGCGCGAAGGCGAUCGAGAACGUGAAGGUUGAGAAGCCAGCAGUCGUUGUUCCUAGUCUUGUUGACGGUGAAGAAAGAAAGCAACUUGAAGACGCACUUGCCGACGAAGCAGCGUCGGAUCCACCUUCGGACCCGGAGCAAGAAACUUCUCAUCUUGUUCCAGACGACACUUUGUUGUCAGAGCUUCGACGUGAGCAAGAAGUUGCAGACACCGAGGUCACAGAGCCCACUGCGAUUCCUCUUGCCGGAAGAGAAGAGAGACCUGACUUUGAAGAGGUCGGUUCACCGUCGAAGAUGGCAAAGAGAACAGUUGGUUUGGUUUCAGUUUUCCGUGCAGAGAACUUUCCGGACAACGACGAGCACUCAGACGACGAAGCAUGGCUUGGAGAUGAAGAAUAUGAAGCUGGAAGCGAAGGAGAGAGCGACUGGGACCUCGAACCCAGCGAGAAGCAAGAACAGCCUGUUCGUGUCCUACCUCAAGAGUUUUUCAACGAGGAAGCAGGACUACCGCAGGUCAGCGAAGAGCAGCUGGAAGAGAUCGACGAUGAAGCGGUGGACAAAGAAGUGACAAGACUCACCAAGAUGCAGGUGACCGAAGAAGUUGACCUCCAGAGAGUGUGGCAGCGAAGAGCGAGACUCGUCGCUCGUGAGUACAACAACUCGAAGCGAGAAGACAUUUUCAGCCCGGCAACCUCUCCAAGCAUCACAAAGUUGAUUCCCAUGUUGGCCUUGAUCAAUGGCUGGUCAAUUUGGAGCCUUGGUAUCAAGGACGCUUUCCUGCAGGUGCCACAGAAGCGAGCAGUGAAGUGCAAAGUGCCACGCGGGAAAGGAAGCAGCGCAGUUUCAGAGAAGCAAGAAAAGGCAUGGAGGUUGAAGAGAGUUUGCCUGGGCAGCGAGAUGCAAGUUUACUUUGGAGCGAUUUUUGCAGUGAUCUUUUGCAACAAGAAGGUUUUGAGAGGAGACGUUUCUCCAGUCCUCAAGAAUCUUGGAGCAAGAGUGAAGCUUCAGAUCGAAGGACCGUUCCUCACACAGGACGACUACAACCGUGGUUGGAGCGAGAACACAGUGCGUUUUCUCAAGAGAAAGUUUUGCUACGAUUCUGGGAGACUUUUCGUGCGCCCUGACGGGAAGUACGUGACCAAGUUGCUUGCGUUGCUCAACCUGGGCAACAGAAAAGAGAAAGCAUCGCCAGCGCCUGGAAAUGUUUCAGAGGUAGACAGCAGCCAGGAACUACCAGAACACGAAGCAAGCACUUACAGGAGUUGCGUUGGUAUCCUCCUUUACAUUGCUCAAGAUCGACUUGAUAUACAAUUUGCAGUGAGAAGUUUGAGCACUGGCAUGAAGUCACCAACCAAGAAGAAGCAGCGAGAACUUGUACACUGUGCUUUGUAUUUGAAGAAGACAGCAGACUACUCCGUGUGCUACAGCCCAAAAGCAGCAGGAACCUCAGCACUCCACCGACACCCUUAA